Messenger RNA from Periconia digitata, 2875 nucleotides. The record is from the annotation of a GenBank genome assembly. Lineage: Eukaryota; Fungi; Ascomycota; Dothideomycetes; Pleosporales; Periconiaceae.
CGACAUGCCCACAGCGCAAGGGGUUUCGACCAGUGAGGAAUGGAGGCGCCUUAAAUCGCUUAGGUCCUAUCGACACCGGUUACUAAACGCGACCAGAUAUCGACCGCUCAACAGUUCGCAUUUACUGUCAGGCCAGAUUGGUUCUCAGAACGAUUCCUGUCUUCUAGAGGAUGGUCUACGAAAUUUGAUGAGGAGGAAUGACCUGGACACAAUAAUCGACGAAGGGCUAGAUGCUGACACCCAGGACCAAGCCUUUGCGUUACUGACUUCGCUAUGCGCGGCGCUUGAGAACAUGGUUGCUACGGAUCUAUGGACUGCAUUGUUGUCCGAGAGUGAGAGCAAAUAUCCCAGGAUCGACCGUCUUCUGCAAGAGCUUGGCAAGACCGAAUGGAAGUUUCAUAUGGCUUCGGAAUCCCAAGGACGAAGGUUGUUCGUGACUUUAAAUUCCAAGACUGCCAGGGACCACGUAGACAGUUUCAACACUUUUUUCAGCCGCCUCACACAACCGGCGAUACAGGACCUCGAAUUUAUCAACGCGCAACAAACAGAGAACGUCCAGACAAAGGAAUCGCGCGCUCAACCGCAUGAAGAUACCAAACCUCUACAGAUGUUCUUGCAUUGGCUGAAAAAACUUGCGAACACGACAUGCAGUAAGUGCCAUGACGUCCUACUUCAGCUGCCAGAAUGGAAUGCAACUCAGUCUCUUGAUUGCUUUCGAAAUCCGCAUUUGAAGUUAUAUAUCUCCCGCUGCGAAAUCUCUGAGUGGCAAGAAGGCCAUCUGCAUGAACUCGCCAAUAGGAACAAUUCCGACUGGUAUCCAGCACGCAAUCUUUGCGACGAGAUCAAAGAUCUCAGUAAUCGCGAAAGACUCACUCUUGCGGCCGCCGAAGGUGAAAUUUAUGUCUAUGCUAGAUCUAGUGAUAGCCCAGAUUCUGCGGCACAAUCAAGUAAAAAGCCCUCCAAAACCUUGAAGCAACUGAUACAAGGUGGUGCUUUCCUUGGUGCGGACGCUUGGUGGCAGUCUAAGGUGAAAAGAUUUGAACAGACGGAGAAACGCAGAUUAGCUGCUACGCUAGUGCUCAGUCUCUCAUCGAUGAUUGAAGAGGAUGCCUAUUUUAUCAAAUCCUGGGAUCCAGAAUCCGUAUAUUUCCUCUCAGACUCACAGGGCCGAAGUAUACAGAGCCUGCCAUAUGCCCUAUGUCUGGCUUCCGUUCCGAGUGAAUCGGCCAGUGCACACUUUCUGUUUGACAAUGAGCACGAAACGAGCUUCACUCUUCUUGCCAGACUUCUCAUGGAAAUCGAAUGCGGGGUAUCGCUUGAGCACAUGCAAACAAAAACUACCGGCUGCUUGAGUCCUAGUACUGAUACUUUUGAGGACUUCAUCUACGACCAGGUCUCGACCGACUUGAGCGACUCAAGGCGAUCAUACCUUGAAGCAGUUCAGAUGUGUUUUAGAUUCCAGCAAAACUGCAGGAGAGAAUAUAAACGCAUUUCUGCUCGAGGUGUUGAAGGCGGACAGGCCGUUGCUGCAAGAAAUCUCCUAAACAAAAUCAUCCAAAAGCUUCGCACGGCUGUCGACCUGGAAUAUCAAUCAUCGACGUUCGAUAAAACCCUCCGUCGACCGGUUGCUGAUAACUGUUAUGUACCUUCGGCAUUAAACAAUUCGGAGAGGCUUGGAAUGUCUAUUGACUCGUCUGUUUCCCUGCCGCUAACUGUCGUGCGAGAGAUACCCGACGACUUUAGUGUCCGCAAAAAGCUCAGGGUCAGUACAUCAAAGCAGGUCAGAUUCGCAGUAGGAAAUUCCGAGGGAAUAGGAGAAAGAUACGCAAUCUCGGGAGCUAUAACUUAUAGCCCAGUGACCUCUAUCGACAGUUAUGAGCUCUUUGGAGAUAAUAAUACCGGAAAAUACUUCGAUGACCUUCGCCGGUCGUCUAAGAAAUGGUUCACAGAUUUUAAGAGGCUCCGAAGGAAUAAAACGAACAUCCACACUGAGCAACGUAUCAAAGUUGCAGUACUAGAUACCGGAGUUGAUUUCGCCCACCCAGGCAUCAUAGGCAGUGUCUAUGACAGCAAGUCUUUCAUUGAUGACAAUACAGCCAGCGAUAAUUCUGGUCAUGGCACUCAUAUCGCUGGUGUCAUACUCGAUCUUACCACGAAUGUUGAUCUUUACAUUGGCAAAGUCAUUGAAUCCAGUAAAUCAGAUAAUAGGCGUCCAAUCGUUGAGGGGCUCAGACACGCACGCGAGGUCUGGAAGGUAGAUAUGAUUUCACUUUCAUUCGGCUUCCGCAUAUGCGAUAAUCCGGAUUUAGUGCAGCAAGAGAUCGAGGCUUGUCUCAAAGGGGGAAUCGUGGUGUUUGCAUCGGCUUCAAAUGAUGCUGGGAACAAACCACGCACAUAUCCCGGCGACUAUGAUGGCGUUCUCUGCAUUCAUUCAGCCACCGGAGAGGGUAACAAAUCAUCGUUCAAUCCGUCACCUGUCCACCGGAGGGAUAAUUUCAGCUUCGUUGGAGACUGUAUGAAGUCUUUCUGGCCGAAUCACAGACUCGAUUAUGAUGACAAUCAAGGCCAGAAGUAUCUUUCUGGGACAUCGAUUGCGACACCGGUUGCAGUUUCUGUUGCUGUGUUCAUGAUAAAUUAUAUACGAAAGGAGUUUCCACAGCACUGCUGGAACAUCAACCCGUUGUCUCCAGAAGGCACCCGCAAGAUUUUUGCUUUGAUGGCUCACGAGAGAGAAGGCUACGAUUGGGUGAGCCCAGACUGGUUCUUCACAGGAGACCAAAACUGCGAGGAAGAAAUAAAAGCAAGGCUUAAACGAUUGCUGAAGGCAUAUGUUCCCGAAGCAGCGGGCAGAAAACAGCUGGCACAAAAUUCUUAA